AUGGCGGACAUAAAGUCGUUGCUGUUGCAGGUGUUCUCGAUUAUUGGUUGCCAGUCGACUGAGGAAAUUGAAACGGAAAACGAGCUUUUUAGUAUUCAGUCAAUCGUGAGAAAAGUUUUUGAUGAAAGCGUAGUGGAUGGUGUCGUGACUUGUAGGAAUACACAGAUCGAUGAGUUCGCUGAACUGCAAAUGCCAAAGGUUCAACUUGACGAAAUACUUAAACAGCGAAUAGACAUUGUCAGCAAUGAAGCACUAGAAGAAUUCCAUUACCAAAAUGAGGAGAACCUUCAAGCCAUUAAAAACAAAGAGCCUGUGAAAAAGCGUCCUCGUUACGAUAAAAAUUUCAAUGACUUGGUUCAAAUCAGCAGUGAUGUUGGCUUGGUGUGGUAUAGUGCUGAAAACAAUGAAUAUAUCGUUCCAGCAAUUAUCUUCGAGCAGCUGCAACUGAAACAUGCACCUCAAGAAAAAGAAAAUGAAAAUAAGAUUGAUAAUUUAGCCAACACCAAAUUAUCUAACAUUAGAGGCGGAGUAAAGAAGGUAAGACAACAUCUCUGGGAGAAUUUAGGUUGUCCAACACUGCUUGAAAAUCCAUCAGUUUUUACACCAGCUGACAUGCAAAGCAUUUGCAGAAAAGCAGGGGUGCCAAACCUACUGAACAGCAUAAACUAUCUUUUGUCAGCCCCAGAACAAAGCAAAAAUGUAGUUGAAAAAAAUGAAUCAAGGGCUGUUAAUAUCCUCCAUAUGUUAAUGUUUGCCCAGUCUCAGAAGUGCAGCUGGUUUCAACAUAUAAAUGCAUCGUUCCUCAGAAGACAUGGCCUGAGUGAAAGUGGGCUUACAGCUUUAUGGCAAGAGGGUCUUACGGUUCAUCCAAGAACAGCACGUGUCAUGGCAAAGGUUGUCAGCUUCAGCUAUGAGUCGCUAUUACAAGGUUGGAUAGAGGAUGCUGUUUAUAAGCGGUCACUUUUAGUAUUUAUGGUGGAUGAUUAUACCAAUAUCCACACCAUGCAUAGGCCCACAACCGAAGUACCCUUGUCUGUUUCCCAAAAGGCAACCCUACUCCUCAAGAGGUAUGAUGACAUUCCAGCCCUACCAGUUGAUGAGAUGAGCAAUGUACACAAUCCUGUUGGCGUUGAUGAGCAACUCCUUCUUGCUCUCCUGAAAGAGAAAAUGCCUUUUCUUAGUAUGUCAUUUGCUGAAUACAUGCCUGACUGGAUUUGGAAAAGGUUCUUUGACCCUGAAUCAGAGCGAAACAGACUAGCUUUACAUGACUACCAAGAAUAUGAAAAAAUAGGCUAAUGCGAUCCAUGGAAAAUACCAUGUUGAUAGAUUCAAUAGAGUUACCUCUAAAAAGUUUGUCAGCAUUCCAUGAAGCUGUAGAGCAUGCUACACAAAUGGGUUUGUCAAUAUACCUUAAAGAAUUCUUGGUUGUAAAUCCUGGUGACUGGCCAGCACAACACGUUCUCCGUCAGAUAGUUUAUAGCCCUGAAACACCUCUGGAAAUGUCCAAUAUUGUGCCAUUCCUAGGUGCACUCCAUGUCUCCCUCAAUGGCCGUGAGAAUCCUGUUAUGAUUUUCAUUCCCUUCUUCAAGGAACUUUACAAGGCAAUUUUUGGUGAAAGUAGAAUUUUGAGCGACCAUCCACAGCCAUGGAAAAUCUCUCGUCUCUGAUUUGACAUACAGUGGCUGGACAUUUGUUCGAGAAUCCGUCUUGAAAGUAUUUGGUAAAUCAAAAGACAUUCAGAUUCUCGCCCUCAUCAAUCUGUUAGAAAACUAUCUUCCUUUGAGCCUCAGCAUUUACUCCACGAUGUUCAAGAGGAAGAUCGUGAAAAGAUUUGCUAAACAUUUCUUCGAUCAGUUUAGGCAUGCACCAUUUUAGGGGCAAGAUGCUUGUGAAAGAUCUUGUCGCCUUCGUUUUGCUCUUAGUCGUUUUGAGAUAUUUAUAGGGGAUGUAUCAGUUUUGAAAGACCUCUGGGAUAGUUCUUGAGAAAGAUUAUGCCCAUAUCACGCGUUAAUUAUUAUGCCGUUGUUAGCAUGCAAGUUAUGUAGCUGCCGGGACGAUUUUAUCGAAAGAAAAGAACGAAAGAUUUAACCGAUAUACGUCGCACCAUUUAUUGGCCAUCCUCUGCCUUUUAAAAGGUCCUGAGAAUCAUUAGAAACAUUUUACACAACAAUCAAUUCGCCUUUUUCAGACAACUUCCUCAGUUUUCCCAUCCCAAAGGAUUCCAACCAGAUCGGAUAAGUCCUAUCCAAAUAGUUCUAUAAAAAUUGUUUCGUGACCUUUUAAGUAUGUUAUUGGGUAGGCUUUGAGCAGGGGCGUAGCAAAAGAGGCGUUUGUCAAAAUUAUAAAUUUAGACGAAUUGCUUUAAAUUAAUUCAUCUAAAUAAUGUAGUCCAUUUCUUCUUUAAAAUUUCUCCGUAUUUUCUCAGAUUGCUUAAGAUUUCACUGGAAGCAAUUGGCCGUUGAAUUACUGCCAACAGUCACACUUCUGCAGAACAACUUUGUUUGGCUAAUUUGGGGAUUUGCCGUACCCCCCCCCCCCUAAAUAUAAUCUUUAGCUUCCUCUGGCUUUGAAAGCCAAGCUUUCUCAAUCUUUGAGGCAU
Rhopilema esculentum is the source of this 2599-nucleotide messenger RNA. RefSeq lists its product as uncharacterized. NCBI's taxonomy places the organism in Eukaryota, Metazoa, Cnidaria, Scyphozoa, Rhizostomeae, Rhizostomatidae. The record is from RefSeq and is a predicted model, not a curated record.